Molecule: messenger RNA, 2027 nt
Organism: Anguilla rostrata (American eel)
Lineage: Eukaryota; Metazoa; Chordata; Actinopteri; Anguilliformes; Anguillidae
Product: protein FAM177A1-like
Exons: 6
Coding region: 428-1126 (232 amino acids)
Source: RefSeq, a predicted model, not a curated record
AGUUUUGUGAUUGAUUUCGUUAUUAGGUAACGUUACUGUUAUAAUUUUACUGAAUAGUUUGUCGACUUCAGAUUUUAAUUAUUUUAUUUAUGCGUUUACUUACAUAUUUUGCAACCGAAAAGCUUGGUCUACCUUCAUGAGCAGUUUACAUUUAGUCUUUUUCCGAAUGGUAUCUCUAGCGUUUCUAAUUUGGUUUACUGUCUUUUUAGCUAGUUAGCUGAGGGGAUAGAAGGGUCAGUACAGUAUGGGAUUUCAUGUUCGAAUGAAGCAGUAGGCUUACAGUUUAUGAAUUUAAAUUGUGCCACGAAUGAGUAUUUCAUAGGUAUUCAUAUGGAUAGGUAGCUUUGCCACCAGAAGUAUGCCUCUUGUCUUGCACAAGUUGUCGGCUCAGAGUCUCCGACCGGCCUUGAAAGAGUUAAGGUGAACUAUGGAAGGUGUGGUCAGGGAGAUGCUAUUUCCGUGUUUGCCAAGAGAAAACGAUAUGACCGGACUGUCUCUUAAUCUCCCAAACGUGUCUUUAGAACAGACAAUGGAAGGAGAAAUGAGAGAGAAUGUGGAUGCUCAGGAGGAUUUUCAGACUGUGGAGGUCGGGGAGCUCGAGGAAGGGAAGAACGCGCAAAAGGCUCCUCGUCGGGUUAUCCACUUCGCAAGCGGAGAAACAAUGGAAGAGUACAGCACAGAAGAUGAGGAGGAGGAACCGGAGAAGAAAGACUUGCUGUCCCCUGAUCCGUCUAACCUGACCUGGGGGCCGUACUUCUGGUUCCACAUGUGGAGGGCGGCUACAUCCACCGUCUCAGCAUGUGAUUUUCUUGGAGAGAAGAUGGCUGCAGCCCUGGGAAUCACCUUGCCCAAAUACCAAUAUGCCAUUGACGAGUUCUACAGGGCAAAGAAGGAGGAGGAAGAGGAACAGCAGGAAAAUCGUAUGUCCGAGGAGGCAGAACGGCGCUUUCAGGAGCAGAAGGGCCAGGAGGGCGCCCUCACAGAGCAGCCGGACAGCUCCAUCUCUAUCGUCAACAUCACCUGUGAGCUGGAGAAGGAGCCUUGCCAGAUCUCAGAUGCCUCUCCAUUCCCACCUAAUCCACUCUUACAGGAUGAUUUAAGAGUCUCUGCCCCUGUCCCCUCCUAACCCACAUUUAGAGAUUCUGUCCCCUCAUAACAAACUCUUACAGGGAUCAGAAAUUCCACUCCCGCCCUCUCAUAAUCCGUAUUUACAGAGGUCAGAGACUGUACCCCUGCCCACACCCAACCCACUCUUAGGUGCCAUUUGAAUGUGUUGCAACAGAAAGGUCACCAAGUUUGGAUGCAGAAGUGAGCAAAAAGAUCUAACUGGCCACCAAGUAACCAAAUUAGUGCUGUUUACAAGACUCACUCGCAUGACAUUUUUGCUAAAAAAAAAAAAAAGCCAAGUUGGUGGAAGUCUAUAUUAUGAUAAAUACUACUCCUACUUGCACUACUACUUCCAUAAUUACUGUUAUUGGUUGCAUUUUUAUAUUCUCACCAUUCCCUUAAUUGAACUAAAUAUGGUGAAUGUUUUGGAUAGAAUUAAUAUUGCUUUCUCUAGCUCUGCUGUGUGUGAAUGGAAUGGACAGUGUCAUGAUUGGUCAGAGACCAGAUUUUGUCAUUUCCAGUUUGUCACAGUGCAAGCUGAAAAAGCUCAACGCUUUGAGCUUUUGCCAUUCUCCAAAAGCUUUUUGAGAGCUGGGGUACCGUAUUUAAUCUUUGACCUUAUCUCCAUCUGCAGAAGAGAUUUCAUUGGCAAUGAUGAUUUCUGUUAAAGAAAUGUUUAUGGUCUGUUACAUUGCAGAAGGACAUCAGAUACUCCACCUCCAUCCCCUCCUAACCCACUCCUACAGAGAGAUUUCAGAGCCUGACUCAUCUUUCCCUAUCAUCCUAUUCCAAAACAAUAGUUUUAUAAUGUAUUUAUUCAAAAUCUAUUUAAAGGCAAGGUUGUUUUAUUUAUUUGUGAAGGAAAUGUUUGUCUAUUUUGUACAUAACACCACUUAAUAAACGUAUUAAUAACAAAUGCA